Messenger RNA from Colius striatus (speckled mousebird), 1574 nucleotides. RefSeq names its product eukaryotic translation initiation factor 3 subunit J (gene EIF3J). Bases 51 to 809 code for a protein of 252 amino acids. The transcript is spliced from 8 exons. Gene Ontology annotation, cellular component: eukaryotic translation initiation factor 3 complex; cytoplasm. The record is from RefSeq and is a predicted model, not a curated record. Gene Ontology annotation, molecular function: translation initiation factor activity. Lineage: Eukaryota; Metazoa; Chordata; Aves; Coliiformes; Coliidae.
ACGGCGGCGGAAGGCCGGCGCUGGCUCAGGGCCGGGUGUCGGCGGGGAAGAUGGCGGCAGAGGCGGCGGAUUCGUGGGACGCUGACAGUUUCGAGGUGGUGGAACCGGCGGCCAAGAGGCUGGUGCCGGGAGUGGCCGGAGAUCGCUGGGCCGGCGAGGAUGAGGAGGACGACGUGAAGGAUAACUGGGAUGAUGAGGAGGAAGAGGAGGAAGUAAAGGAGACAGAGAUAAAACAAGAACCAAAAGUCUCAGAAAAGAAGAAAAUAGCAGAAAAAAUAAAAGAAAAAGAAAAGCUACAGAAGAAAAAGCAAGAGGAGCUUAAAAAAAGGUUAGAGGCACCAGAGGAACACAAAGAACUCACCCCAGAAGAACAGUUAGCAGACAAACUCCGGCUAAAGAAGUUGCAAGAGGAGUCAGACCUUGAGUUAGCAAAAGAAACAUUUGGUGUAAAUAACACUUGUGGAAUAGAUGCCAUGAAUCCCUCUUCAAAAGAUGACUUCACGGAAUUUGGCAAACUACUAAAAGAGAAAAUUACACAGUAUGAGAAGUCCUUACACUAUGGCAGCUUCUUGGAAGCCUUAGUGCGAGACGUAUGUAUUUCAUUGGAAGUUGAUGAUUUGAAAAAGAUCACGAAUACUCUGACAGUACUAUGCAGUGAAAAACAAAAACAAGAAAAGCAGAAUAAAGCCAAAAAGAAGAAAAAAGGUGUUGUGCCUGGAGGUGGUUUAAAGGCCACGAUGAAAGAUGACCUGGCUGACUACGGAGGAUACGACGGAGAGUACGUACAAGACUUUGAAGACUUCAUGUGACAUUUAUCUCCCCUUCUGUCAUCUUUCUGUUGCCCAUAAUCCCUUAAACAUGUAGCACAACUUUUCUUCCUUUAAAUUCUGCCAAAUGCUACAAUCACAAUUGCAGUGUCUGUGUGCUGGGGGCAGGGCCCAGCCCAGGCAGCCCCCUGCAUUGCAGGGAAAAGCCAGAGGGGUGGGGAUAGCAGCUGCUGUUCUUCGGCCUCACAGCAGCAGCCCCUCCAUGGGAAAGGCACUUCCACAACAGCAGAGUAUUAUUCCCAGCACAGUUCAGUGACAUGGCCUCAGCUGUACCUGCUGGAGGGACCUUCUGGUGCCCAGCAGCAGUUGGCAGCAAGGCCGUGGGGUGUGCUUAGAGCCGCGGGUGCUUGGCGUGUGUUAGAGCUUGAGCUGUGCAGCAGAGGGGGAAGGGAGGAGGGGCUGGUGUGGGAAAAACAACUUGGGUCUGGAGGGGAAAGUUUAGUCUCAUUCACCUGGAGUUCACCUGGAUUUCUACUAACGCAGCUGUAGGGGUUGGCUCUUCCUUACCAGUUACUUGCCUGGUUUCCGUGUCAAGGAGCAGGUCUGGCUCUGGUCUCCCAGGCUGGGGGAGGGAGGGUGGGUCUGUCACAACUUGGCCAUUUCCUUUCAUUUAAAAAAAAACACCCCAAACUUGCUUAGCAAACUGCCACAGUUACUACAGUUGGGCAAAUUGUUAUGUUAACAAUUAUGACAUCUGCAAUGUUUUAUAAAGCAACUAAUUUAAUAAAAUCACUAUUGAGGACUUCA